AUGUCUAGCAGAAGGUCGAGGCAGUCUGGAACUCCAACGAUCAAAGACGACCAAAUCAUUGAACUUGUCUCCAAAUUACGCCAACUGGUUCCUGAGAUUCGUGAUAGGCGCUCCGACAAGGUAUCAGCAUCUAAGGUCCUACAAGAGACUUGCAGCUACAUCAGAAACUUACACAGGGAGGUUGACGACCUAAGUGAGCGGCUCUCCCAACUGCUCUCGACAAUUGAUGCUGAUAGCCCGGAGGCCGCCAUAAUUAGGAGCUUGAUUACGCAGUAG
This is a messenger RNA of Prunus armeniaca (apricot), 276 nucleotides long. Lineage: Eukaryota; Viridiplantae; Streptophyta; Magnoliopsida; Rosales; Rosaceae. The record is from the annotation of a GenBank genome assembly.